Syzygium oleosum is the source of this 1274-nucleotide messenger RNA. RefSeq lists its product as uncharacterized. The record is from RefSeq and is a predicted model, not a curated record. Bases 92 to 1006 code for a protein of 304 amino acids. The transcript has 7 exons. Lineage: Eukaryota; Viridiplantae; Streptophyta; Magnoliopsida; Myrtales; Myrtaceae. Gene Ontology annotation, molecular function: protein binding.
GAGAGAGAGAGAGAGAGAGAGAGAGAGGAGCGAGUCAGGAGGCAACAAAGAGCUAAGAGCAAGCUAAAAGACCAGGCUUUCUAAAUUGAAGAUGGCAAUGUGCUGGCUUGCCACGGGCAGAGAACCAGCUAAAUACAAGAGAGCUCUUCCACCAGCUCAUUUUUCAUUGAAGAUUGAAUCAUUUUCCGCAUUAUCAAGUUUGGACAAGGACAAGUAUGAUUCCGAGGUAUUCAAAGCUGGGGGCUAUAGAUGGAGCCUAUCUCUUUACCCUAAUGGAAACAAGAAAGAUAAUGGAUCGGGAUACAUUUCCCUCUAUUUGUCCAUCGAGGAGAGAGAUAAACUUGCUGACGGGCUGAAGGUUCACAUCAACUACAAGCUUUUUGUGUACAACAAGUCACGAAAGGAGUACUUGACCAUCCAAGAUGCUGAGGGGGCAGUGAGCAGCUUCCACCGCUCGAAGACCCAACGCGGGUUUCCUCGGUUUCUUUCCUUGAAAAAAUUAAAAAAAGAUGGAUACCUUGAAGGGGACUCUUGUACAUUUGGGGCUGAGGUUUUUGUCAUCCAACCUGCCCAGCUGAGGGAGGAGUCUUUUACCUUGACCAAAUACCCGACUCAAAGAACACACACAUGGAAUAUCCAAGGCUGGUCCACAUUGGGCACACGUCGCCAUUCCAACGAGUUUACCAUCGAAGGAAGGCAAUGGAAGUUAUUGGUGGAUCCCAAAGGCAAUACCGACAGUAAGGAAAAGUCGAUGUCCGUUUACUUAGAAGUGCAACGCCUUACUGGGAAGAUGAAAGUGUAUGCGGAAUUCAGCUUGCGUGUGUUGGACCAACUCAAAAAUAAACACAAGGACCAUGAAUUUAAAUGCUGGCUAAGUGCCUCACAUCCCAGAGGGGGUGAUGCAAACUUUAUGCCCUUGAGGGAUCUCCUGAAGAAAUCGGGAAAAGGGUUCGUUUCCAAUGAUACUCUGAUUGUUGAAGUCCAGUUCAGCAUCAUAUCAGCCUAGCCAAUCUUAAAGCUUGUAGGAGUUUGAUGACUUACUUCAAUGUUUAUUGUGUCAAAAUUGAUUCCUUCAGAAUAAUGUGUACCGACCAAAUUGGAGUUGACAUUGGUACCCCCAAAACCAUGUGAGUUUUUUUUUGUUUCCUAAUUUGGUUACUUAUCUGAUCACUAGAUCGAGUGUUAACGUAUAAAAACUACAUGUUGGCUAUAGUUUGGUUGAUCUGAGCAUUGGAAAGCCUAUCUUUGGGAGUCUGUGAUAUAUUUUUCUGGAU